Molecule: messenger RNA, 2163 nt
Organism: Elephantulus edwardii (Cape elephant shrew)
Lineage: Eukaryota; Metazoa; Chordata; Mammalia; Macroscelidea; Macroscelididae
Gene: CPXM1
Product: carboxypeptidase X (M14 family), member 1
Exons: 14
Coding region: 1-2163 (720 amino acids)
Biological process (GO): proteolysis
Molecular function (GO): metallocarboxypeptidase activity; zinc ion binding
Source: RefSeq, a predicted model, not a curated record
AUGUGGGGUCUCCUGCUCGCCCUGGCCGCGUGCGCGCCCGCCUGCGCCCCGGGCCUGGUGGCUUCCGGCACCCCAGUCCUGGGUCUCGCGCCGCCCGGGACCACCAAGGCCUCGUUCACGACCCCGGCCCAGCGAAGCAGCAGCCCAGGACCUGCGGGGAAAGAGAACGGGACCACAAAAAUACGUAUUGUCAAGAAGAAAAAGGUCAUUGUAAAGAAGCAAAAGAAGAUAAUUCGUACCAGACGCCCAGUAACUACUAAGCUUGCAGAGACCCCUGUGCCCCCUAAGGAGCAAAAACCAGACUGUCCCCCUCUAGGCCUGGAGUCCCUGCGUGUCUCAGAUAGCCAGUUUGAGGCAUCCAGCAGCCAGUCCUUUGGCCUUGGACCGCACCGUGGACGACUGAACAUUCAGUCUGGCCUGGAGGAUGGUGAUCACUAUGAUGGCGCCUGGUGUGCGGAGCAGCAGGAUGUUGAGCCCUGGUUUCAGGUGGAUGCGGGACACCCCACUCGCUUCUCGGGGGUUAUCACACAAGGCCGGAACUCGAUCUGGAGGUUUGACUGGGUCACAUCGUACAAGGUUCAGUUCAGCAACGACAGUCGGAGCUGGUGGGGGAGCAAGAACAGCAGUGGGAUGGAUGUGAUAUUUCCAGCCAAUUCCGAUCAAGAGACCCCAGUGCUGAACCUCCUUCCUGAGCACCAGGUCGCCCGCUACAUUCGCCUGCUGCCCCAGACCUGGCUCCCUGGAGGUGCGCCCUGCCUCCGGGCCGAGAUCCUGGCUUGUCCAGUCUCAGAUCCUAACGGCCUGCUCCCCAAGGCCCUGGCGCUGGCAUCCUCUGAUCCUCUGGAUUUUCGGCAUCACAAUUAUAAGGAUAUGAGGAAGCUGAUGAAAGAAGUGAAUGAGCAGUGUCCCAACAUCACCCGCGUCUACAACAUCGGGAAGAGCCACCAGGGCUUGAAGCUGUAUGUGAUGGAAAUGUCAGACAACCCCGGGGAGCACGAGCUGAUGGAGCCGGAGGUUCGCUAUGUGGCCGGCAUGCACGGGAACGAGGUCCUGGGACGGGAGUUGCUGCUGCUGCUGAUGCAGUUCUUGUGUCGUGAGUACCUGCGAGGGAACCCACGGGUCACCCGGCUGCUCACAGAGAUGCGUCUUCACCUGCUGCCCUCCAUGAACCCCGAUGGCUAUGAGCUCGCCUACCAACGGGGCUCGGAGCUGGCGGGCUGGGUAGACGGCCGCUGGAACUACCAGGGCAUUGACCUCAACCACAACUUUGCUGACCUCAACACACCGCUGUGGACAGCGGAGGAUGAUGGACUGGUUCCCCACACGGUUGCCAACCAUCACCUCCCGCUGCCGGCUUACUACACCCUGCCCAACGCCACUGUGGCCCCUGAGACCCGGGCCGUGAUUGAGUGGAUGAAGCGGAUCCCCUUUGUUCUGAGCGCCAAUCUGCAUGGGGGUGAGCUCGUGGUGUCCUACCCGUACGACAUGACCCGGACCCCGUGGGCCGCCCGGGAACUCACGCCCACUCCUGACGACGCCGUGUUUCGUUGGCUCAGCACCGUCUACGCUGACACUAACCGGGUCAUGCAGAACCCGGAACGGCGUGCUUGCCACAACCAAGACUUCGCCUUGGGCGGCAACAUCAUCAACGGAGCUGACUGGCACACUGUCCCUGGGAGCAUGAAUGACUUCAGCUACCUACACACCAACUGCUUCGAGGUCACCAUAGAACUGUCCUGUGACAAGUUCCCGCAUGAGAGUGAGCUGCCCCAGGAAUGGGAGAACAACAAAGAUGCCCUGCUCACCUACCUGGAACAGGUGCGCAUGGCCAUUGUAGGUGUCGUGCGGGACAAGGACACGGAGCAGGGGAUUGCGGAUGCUGUCAUUUCCGUGGAGGGGAUUAACCAUGACGUCACCACAGCAUGGGAUGGGGAUUACUGGAGACUGCUGACUCCUGGAGACUACACGGUGACCGCCAGUGCUGAAGGCUACCACUCAGUCACACGGAACUGUCGGGUCACCUUUGAAGAGGGCCCCUUCCCCUGCAAUUUCCAUCUCACCAAGACACCCAAACAGAGACUGCGAGAGCUGCUGGCAGCAGGGGCCAAGGUGCCCCCCGACCUUCAGAGGCGCCUGGAGCGGCUGAGGAAACAGAAGAAUUAG